Drosophila busckii is the source of this 911-nucleotide messenger RNA. RefSeq lists its product as uncharacterized. Gene Ontology annotation, cellular component: mitochondrion. Gene Ontology annotation, molecular function: protein-folding chaperone binding; zinc ion binding. The coding region runs from base 133 to 672 and encodes 179 amino acids. Lineage: Eukaryota; Metazoa; Arthropoda; Insecta; Diptera; Drosophilidae. The record is from RefSeq and is a predicted model, not a curated record. The transcript has a single exon. Gene Ontology annotation, biological process: protein folding; protein stabilization; protein import into mitochondrial matrix.
GCUUUAGAGUUCUAAAGUUUUAUUUAGUAACUUUUAAAUAGUAAACACGUGCAGCUUGCCUGUAUUUGUGUAAACAUAUAAUCCCAGUCCGUGCAUCCGCAGUCAGCAUCUCCGUUAGUAUGCCGAUGUAAAAUGAAUGCAUUGCGCAACAUAUUCACCUCGCGUACAUUAAAUUAUCUUCGCCAAAAUGGACAGAACGCUAUUAUCAAUGCCACACAACAGCCGCCGGCGGUGCCGUUGGCUGGCAAAGAUGCGGACGCACCGCUGAAGGAUGUAAAGCAGGCAGUGCCGCUUUCUAUACCACGCUCUAUACUCGACGCCUGUUGCUUUACGGCCAAGCCGUUUGACAUUGCUGGAUCCGGGGCAAAGCCAUCCGGUUCACUGUCACCCACAACAUUGAAGCAAUUUCGACGAAUGCAGCGCCGCAUGGAACUGGUCUAUCGCUGCAAGCUGUGUAACACGCGUAACACCAAGACUAUUAGCGAGGAGGCCUACUAUAGUGGCGUUGUUAUACUGCAGUGCGAUGGCUGUGCCGUUGACCAUCUGAUCAAGGACAACCUGGGCCUGUUUGCAAACGGGGCAGACAGUAGCAAGAGCAUUGAAACCUUGCUAUCCGAGCGACACGAACGUGUUCGGGUCAUCAAAGUGAACGAGCACGGGGAACUCAUCUAGUUCUAGUCAGGGCAGCGACGUAGUAUCAUCGCGUCCAAAACGAACAACUAACCAAGCAGUCAAGCUAGAUUGUUUGUUAUAUUUUGUUACUUACUACAAACAUUCACUAUGUGUUGUAUGUAUGUUUUAAGAAUCCGCGGCCAAUCUGUAAUGUUAAUGUUAAGUGGAGUCGCAGAACAAAGCACGCAUGAGUAAUGCAAUAUUAAAAAAAUCAAUUCGAAAACAAACUUCUUUGUUAU